AUGGAGGUUCUCAAUCAACGGGCUGCUCUCCUGUCCAACUAUGAGGUCCUCACUCUUCUGCGUGAACUAGAGAGCGACCAUCUAGCUCGCACGAAGACUGCGCUGAGAAUCAAGAAGGAGGAAGAGGCAGCCGGGAACCUCGCAACAAAGACUCAAGCCCCCGUGGAGGAGAUAUGUGAGAACCUGAGGACAAUCGAGGUGGAGGCUAUCCAGUAUCUUUCCGCGGACUACCAGCCCACCUCGUCCCAAACAGAUGCUGGCAUUGUUCAGUUGACACGAGCCCUUUCCACGUAUGAACUAACGAAAGCGGAGAAGCUGCAGAUCGUGAAUCUGGCACCGACGGAACCCGUAGAGCUCUAUGUGAUUGUGGAAGAGCUCGAAGACCGUUUUGAAGACAAGAUGGAAGAGAUGCUUGGCAAAGUUCGUUCUUCUCUUACCGAGCCAGCCGUCGCAGCGAUGAAUGACCACGCACACGGAGGUCCGCGCACCAAUGGUGACACUAUGCACCGUGCUGCAGACGCACAGGUCUAUGGGAAAGACGAUGGGACAUGGGACUACGACGAGAAUGAAAUGCUGUUCGAUGACACAGGCGAAGGCCACGGUGUAGAAGGAGACUUGGAUGUAGAAGAUGAUUAA
Sparassis crispa is the source of this 636-nucleotide messenger RNA. RefSeq names its product DNA-directed RNA polymerase III subunit RPC9. Gene Ontology annotation, molecular function: nucleotide binding. Lineage: Eukaryota; Fungi; Basidiomycota; Agaricomycetes; Polyporales; Sparassidaceae. Gene Ontology annotation, cellular component: RNA polymerase III complex. The transcript is spliced from 4 exons. The record is from RefSeq and is a predicted model, not a curated record. Gene Ontology annotation, biological process: transcription initiation at RNA polymerase III promoter. Bases 1 to 636 code for a protein of 211 amino acids.